UCGUUGAUCGUGGCGGUUGAUUCGUUGUUUUCGCUCCGUUUUCGUUGUUAUUUUGUCGGUUUUUAUCGUUAUCCGUUGGUUUCUUUUAGCGGAGUUUGUUUUCAGUGGUUUUCGAUCUGUUUUGUUUGUUUUUUUCUGUGAGUUGCACGCACGCGCAGGCAGCAAAAACAAAUAAAAGGUUGCUUGUUGCAACGUUUUAGUCGUCGACGUCGACGCAGCGCAGGCGCAGCAGAACAACGAAUCAAAUGGAAUUGGUGUUCGCUUCAGCAAGCAAUUAAUUGGAAUUACAUUCAACUGGAAGUGAGUUUAUUUUAAUUGGAAAAAGGAAAACGCUUUGUUUUUAAUUGUAUUGGCAACGCAAACUGGUGGAAAAUUGUGGCAAACUUGUGUCUCCCCCAACUGUCAUUGUCUUUGGCAUUGGGCAACAUUUUAAUUGAAAAAGUUUUGCCAGCUCUCGCACACAGGAGAGAUGACUGUGAAAUUGGCCAAGCUGUUUGGGGGCGUAACCGGGGGCGUUGAGGUCCUGGACUCGGGCAAUUCGCCACAUCAGGAGCAACAUCUGCAGCAGCAGCAGCAGCAUCUGCAACAGCAACAUCAGCAGCAGCAACCACUGGCUGCACCGCAGCAACAUCUGCAACAACCACCGCCUCUGCCGCCACCGAAUGCGAAUAUGAAGAGUCUAAAGUAUUACGAGCACCUGCAGGCCACCUACGAUUGCCAAGAUCUGAUGGACCACGAUCAGGAUGACUACGAGGACACCUGUAUGCAGCGCAACCAUCCGUACAACAAUUCCCAGAGGCCGCUGUUGGGCGAUAGACGGCCCCAACUGACGGUGAUGAGUGUGGGCAAGAAGGGAAAGUCGGGCAGUGCCCAGCAGAAUCAUCCGCUGCCACCGCUUCCCCCCCUGCGGACCUACGUCUCACCCUACGUUCAGCAACAGAAGCGGGACAGUGCCAAGGGAUUGCACGGAUUCAACGAUUUCGAUGCCCUGUCACAGCAGUACAACCAGCACCUGCAGAGUCCCCACAUUGGCUAUCCCUAUGGCAGUCCACCCUCGCCAACGGCGCAAUCCAGUGAUUUCUGUUUCGAUCGGCAGACCGGAUUGGUCAUGCUACCCGGAACCGCUGGCCAGAUCAUCUCGAGCAGUUCGAGCAACUGCAGCAGCUCGCACACCACCUCCACCUCCUCGCCCACUAGGUAUUACCCAGAUCCUCCGGCCAGCAAUGCUCAGUAUUCCUCCCGAUUCGAGGACGACUUCUGCAUGCGUCGUCCUGUCCUCACGGAGAGCUCAUCACCCACCGCCAACAUCGCCGGAGGAGCAGGAGGAGGACCCUUCAUCUUUGGCAUUGCACCGGAGCAACAGGUCACGGAUUACGGCAGCAAUCCACUGCCACCAACGCCCCCUCAGCUGAAACAACAAUCUGUGAUUAGCCGAAGUCCUUUGCAACAAUCGCUGAGCGACACCAGUGCCGCCAGCAGCGGCAAGGGCUCCAAAUUCUUACUGCGUAAGCGUAAAUCAAAGAAGACAACCGCAGCAACAGCAGCCACAACAACAGCAACAGCUGAGGCCGCAACAACGGCCAAAAAGGGUGGCAAAAAGGCUGUCACCCCUUCGCAGCCCUCGAUCAAGUGCGUCCUGGUGGGCGAUGGAGCUGUGGGCAAGACGAAUCUGAUCCUGUCGUAUCUGGAGAACCGCUUCAAUCCCGAACACAUACCCACGGCCUCAGACAUUUAUAAUGCCGAUGUCAAUGUGAACGAGAGUCCGGUGCACCUGACGCUCUGUGAUACCGCCGGCCAGGACACCUUGGAUCCGCUGAGGGAGCUCUGCUAUCCGGACAGCGACGUCUUCCUGCUCUGCUUCUCGGUGGUGAAGCCGGAAUCGUUUCGGGCCAUCAAGGCCAAGUGGGCGCCCAAGUUCGCCAAGACCAAGGCCGCCCUGAUUUUGGUUGGCACCCAGGCCGAUCUUCGCACCAGCCCCAAUGUCCUUAACAAGCUGCAGACAAAUGGCGAGAAAGCAAUUUCAUAUGCAGACGCCUGGGAUUUGGCAACAACAAUUGGCGCAAAAUACAUUGAGACUUCGUCAGCCACACAGGACAAAGUCAAGGAUGUGUUCGACACAGCCAUUUGGGAGGGCCUCGUGCCCACCACCCUGCCGCCCACGCCCUCGUUCUGGAGGAAGCUCUUCUGCCUGGCCUGAAAUUCGAAAAACCAACUCAACUCAACACACGAUUUAUUAUUUUUUUGGAUAGCUAUAUAUUAACUAUUAUUAUUUAUAUUGAACAUUUUUUUUAUUUAGAGAUUUUCGUUUAGCAGUGCUUGCACACAGACUGAUCUACACAUAAACUAAAAUAAUAAACUAAACAAAAAAAUUAAUGUAUAAUUCCUGAACGAAUAUGUUUGCAUGAUAGAUUUUUGACUCGUAAUCAUGUUUGUGGUUUCUUUUACCAUUUUUUGCUAAAUUUGUAGUCUUAAACUAUGUAAAACUGAUUAUAUCGCCCAGACCCACAACUAUGUUACAUCAUUCCAUCCAUUUUUAAGCAUUACGUUUUAAGCAAAUAUUUCAAAUAUUGUAUAUCGAAGGCAGCAUUAAAUAUAGAUGCGAA
Molecule: messenger RNA, 2603 nt
Organism: Drosophila rhopaloa
Lineage: Eukaryota; Metazoa; Arthropoda; Insecta; Diptera; Drosophilidae
Gene: RhoU
Exons: 9
Coding region: 470-2197 (575 amino acids)
Biological process (GO): small GTPase-mediated signal transduction
Molecular function (GO): GTPase activity; GTP binding
Source: RefSeq, a predicted model, not a curated record